Molecule: messenger RNA, 827 nt
Organism: Bursaphelenchus okinawaensis
Lineage: Eukaryota; Metazoa; Nematoda; Chromadorea; Rhabditida; Aphelenchoididae
Source: the annotation of a GenBank genome assembly
AUGGCUGAAUUUCCGAAUCUGGGUAGCCAUUGUGCUAUAUCAAGCUGUAAUCUUUUAGGUAUGUAAAUUUAAAACUUAUAAUGAGUAAUCUGCUGAUAUUUAAUUAAAUUUAUGUGAAAAAAUGGUUUUUUAAUUCAAAUGUUUUAGAAUUUUCAAUAAUAUACUUUUUUUAAGACUUUUUGCCAUUCAAAUGUUACAAAUGUGACAAGGAAUUUUGGUAAGUUAACUUUUUUAGUCAUUCUUUGUGUUUAGUAUCGAGCACUUCAAGUGUGAUCAACAUGAAUGUGGGAUAAAAGAUGUCCGAGUGCCAGUCUGUCCGUUAUGUCAGCAACCUGUACCAGUGGGAAAGAAUGAGUCAGCUGAUAUGGUGGUGGGACAGCAUAUUGACAAUGAUUGUAAAUCAGAUCCAGCUCAGAAGAAACGGACUUAUCAACAUCGUUGUACAAAGAAAGGGUGCAAGAAGAGGGAAGUGGUGCAGUUCACAUGCCCUGAUUGUAGAAACAACUUUUGUGUGAGGCAUCGGCAUGGGGACGACCAUGAUUGUGAAGGGAAUUCCGAUCCACGGUCUCCAGUUAACAACCAUGAUUUGGACUACGAGUUAGCAAGGCAGUUACAGGAGCAAGAGAACAGGUGGGUUAUUUUUACUAAAUUCAAGGUAAAUUUAUAUCAAACUAUAAAUCAAAAAGCAAGUAUUUGAAACUGUUACCCAUUUAUAUAUCAAAUUUAUUAAAAUUAAUUGGAUUUUAAAUCAGCUCGCAAAUUAUAGAAUGAUACGCCGCAGAAACCCGCCCCAAAGAGAAGAACAACAAAUAUGUUGCAUAUCUUAA